Laetiporus sulphureus 93-53 is the source of this 669-nucleotide messenger RNA. RefSeq lists its product as uncharacterized. The transcript is spliced from 4 exons. The record is from RefSeq and is a predicted model, not a curated record. NCBI's taxonomy places the organism in Eukaryota, Fungi, Basidiomycota, Agaricomycetes, Polyporales, Laetiporaceae. The coding region runs from base 1 to 669 and encodes 222 amino acids.
AUGUCUGAUAACCAACACGUUGUCAAGAACAUUGAAGACAACGUUCUGAAGGCGUACCAAGAUCUACUACCCGACAAAGGGGACGAACCUCUCGUGCACUACUGGGGUAAGAAUCUGAAAAGCGGUAAAAGCGUUUUUCAUACGAGACGGUACCGUAUACAGUGGGAACAUCGCCAUGGCGCGCAUAUAGCUUGCUCACACACCGCAGUGCCCAGAGAAGACAAUCCUCACCAUUUCGUAUGGAAGCAAACACUGGAGAAAGACGAAGAGAUACCGGACUCGUGGGACGUACGCGAUGAAUCAUUCUUCUAUGGCGAAACGACACUGGUGGACGACGACAUGGAAGAUAGCGAGGUAUGUGCCGUGGAGACGGAUGCGGAAGAGGUAACCAGCGCGGUGACGUUGGUUAAGGGGAAGAUGUUCGGGCCAGGAAGUAUGAAUCCUGGCCGGCUGCGGGAUUUAGGAGUAUCAGCCGGACCGUCAGCGAGCAAUGUGCGUGCCGGAUCGAGCGGCGUACAAAAGAAAGGAAAGAAGAACAAUGGAGAGACGCAGGAACCAUCGCGAAAGCCCACGAGAAAGAGAAAGAGAAACGACAAGGACGAAACAGGAGGCACAAAAGGCAAAGUUAGGCGAGAACACGGCCGCAAAGAUCAUUCAAAUGAUGAAUGA